This is a messenger RNA of Scutellospora calospora, 120 nucleotides long. The record is from the annotation of a GenBank genome assembly. NCBI's taxonomy places the organism in Eukaryota, Fungi, Glomeromycota, Glomeromycetes, Diversisporales, Gigasporaceae.
GUGCAGCGAUCACAAAGGUGGAUGCUCACGCGAAGGUGCAGCGAUCACAAAGGUGGAUGCUCACGCAAGGUGCAGCGAUCCUUAGUCGUUUAGACUCACAAGCUAUAGGCUUUCGCAGGA